This is a messenger RNA of Dreissena polymorpha, 2239 nucleotides long. RefSeq lists its product as uncharacterized. The record is from RefSeq and is a predicted model, not a curated record. The transcript has 3 exons. The coding region runs from base 487 to 999 and encodes 170 amino acids. Lineage: Eukaryota; Metazoa; Mollusca; Bivalvia; Myida; Dreissenidae.
ACUGCUGAGAUAUUCUGCAACUGCACACGACUUAUCGCUUUGAAUCUUUGAUUAGAACCAUCUUCAGUGCCGCGUUGGUGCCCAAUCACUUGAUAGCCGCCAGAGUUUGGCAAUGGAUAAGAGAUCAUAGAGAUAUGAACGUGCAUAGUUUAUACUUAAAGUGGACGUAAAUCGGGCCACACGUAAGCACUGAAGAACUUGUUGACAAUUUGAAAAACUUGCAUCGCGUUGAAUGCAUUACGGAGUAUACAUGAUUUAUUGUGUGUCUAUGACGCCGCACUGUCUUUCAAGAAAGGACCAACACUGCAUUGUACAAUUCAUGUGACUAGCAUGACUUGCGAAACCAUCUAGAUUCGGAAAUUUAAAAAAAAAGUAUUAUCAACAGAUUUAAGGAUUCGCGGGAGAGAAACAAAUAGAGCUUCGGUUGCAAUUGUGCUUGUAGCAACAGUUGAUAGCAACGGUAAUAACUGUAAACUCCCGUCAGUCAUGCGCUACCGGAAGUCCAUCGCUCUGCGUCACGCGCCAAUCGUGGUGUUCAUCGCGCUAGAGCUUCUUAUGUGGGAAGUCGACGCCCAACGUCGACCACGUGUACGAAACUCGCCGCGGUUAGGGGCCAGGCUUCCAGAGCAUCUUCAAUCCGCGUACCUCAGCGCCGUCAACUCCAACGCUAACGGUCAGUCUGUAAAUCCGGAUGUGACGACGCAGGCGCCCCAGGGAGGCCAGGGUGGCGGCGGUGGUGGCAGCGGUCCAGAGUUUCAGUUAGGUCUAGCUGGUCGUGAGUGGAGCUCGCUGGCGCCCACUGUGCCGGCCGCUGCCGAUAUCGAGUGCAUGGUGGAGGUCCAAGUGACGCAGAUAAGGGGCGGCCGGUGCACGCGCCUGGCUGGCCGCCAUCGCCCCUACAUUUGUCAGAGCGGGCAGCACUUCUCGUUCGCGCCGCAUUGCGAGGCUCGCAUGAACCAACGGGCCGCGAGGACGCAGGAAGCGGAGCCGGAGGGGUAACUGCAACCGGAAGUUAGGUCGCUGCAGAGCAAUAUUUGUGCAACCCUGUGGGAAAUACAUUUUAACUGAAUUGAUUUUUUUUCUAGCGGAUUGCUGAAGUUUUUUUCUUCUGGUUACGUCACGGGAGUUUUGUUAUUUAUAUAUUAAAUAUUCAAUUUGGUCACUUGUCCUAAAUAAAAGACAAACAGGUGAAUAAACUAGGUUCUUUCCAGCUGAUGCUUAAAGUAAGAGUUUCGUUGUUUCUAACGAUGUUUACUUGAAUGAAAAUCCCGAUGAGCAUAACGGUCUAGAAAACAUGAUUCUAUAUUAAUUUUAUCAAAUGUAUUUAAAUGAGCAUGUCAAUGACAGUAUGGAAAAUACUUAAACAUCUGUAUUUGAUGUAUUUAUACUUAUUUUUCAGAUAUUAAUUAUAAAUGAAAAUAAAAGCUUCUAUAAUAAGAUAAUACUGCAAUCUACACAUUUUUGGCGAUCCUCUCGACAUGCCUUCACAAUAAUUGGGAAAUGAUGUGAUGGAAAAUUUUGCCGAAUAACGCCCCCUUAAUGUCCAUAGACGGAGGUCAAAUAUAACGUUGUUAAAGGUCAAAUACAAACAACCAAUGGUCGAUCUUUUACCAAGCUAACGCAAUAAUGUAAUCGCUACGGAACCAAACUAAAAAUCGUUGUCCAUUGGCCUAUAGACAGCGGACACUUCUUAAAACCAGCAAGCAUUACUAUCGUUAAAUAAAAAGAAAUAUUUCUAAACGUUAAUAACAUCUUUUGAAGAAUUAUUUUUACGAUAAAGAACACAUAUAUCUCCUGAAGAAUCUUUGGUAAUCGGGAACAAGUGAAAUAUGAUUUUUCCGAUACACGAGCCUUGUUCUAAUAAAACUGGGCCACAUGCAUAUGCGUAGUACGCAGCCGACAUCAGCCUGUGCAGUCCACACAGACUAAUCAGGGACAACGAUUUUCGCUUUUAUGAAAUAUUUCAAUUAAAAGGAAGUCUCAUUUUUAAAAUUCUUAAUGGGCGGAAAGUAUAAUCUCUGAUGAGCCCGUGCAUACUGCACAGGCUUGUCUGGGACGACACUCUACGCACAUGCAUUAAGAGCCGUUUUCUAAGAAAGCGAAGUAUCAUUGUUGAUAUUUGUGUGCUUAUUAUGGCUGUAGAUAUUUUAUUGUUGAUGUUUUUGUGCUUAUUAUGGCUGUAGAUAUUUUAUUGUUGAUGUUUUGUGCUUAUUAUUGCUGUACAUAUAUCUAUAUUGUU